AUGAUCACGGUUUCGAUAACCCUGACGUCCACCCGUCAUGGCGUCACUUACUAUACUAUACAAUUGAAACUCCCGCUCCGUACAAUAUCUGUGGACAGAAGAUUCCAAGAAUUUGAGACAUUACACAACGAGCUUUGCCGUGAACUUGGAAUCAAUCGAGGCGACUUUCCAUACGAGUUGCCCAAAAAACGACUCAACUGGCUCCAUAGUAGCGAAACUCUAGCUGAUGAGCGCAAGCCUGAGCUAGAUCGGUGGCUAAAUGAAGUAAUUCGGGAUGGCAGCAUUCAGAAUCUUCCGGCGCUUGAGGAAUUUCUUCGUCUUCCACAAAACUUCAAAUUCGAGCCACUGAUGUUUCGAGAAUCCGCUCAUGGGUUGCAGGUUUUUACAGGUGAUAUUGACGAUCUGAACUGGCUCGAUGUACACCGCCAAUUAACUGCGGCAGUCAACACGGCUUUACCACAAGAUGUAACAGACAGAAUGAAACUAAGAUCAGUUAUAACGAAGACUUACUUACCUUUAGCUCAUAAACUUGAAAGCAGUCUUGAACGGUCAAAGUUGAAGAGCAAGGAACUCGAACGUCGCAAAGGAUUGAUCACCCAAACUCUUUCCGCUAUCAGAACAUUGAGUGACAAUCUUACAUCUUCCAAACCAGCUGAUCCACAUGUACCUGGGGCCUUUUCAUCUCAGACUGGUCAAACGCCACUCGGAGGAUCUAAGCGAGUAUUUGGCGGUGGUGAAACUAAAGAUACUGUGAAUCUUUCGAAGCAAGAACUUCUACAGGAGCAGAUUAAAAUUCACCAAAAUCAAGACCAAGAGGUUGAGCAGCUACGUCAAAUCGUUGCUCGUCAACGUCAACUUGGCGUGGCCAUUGGUAAUGAAGUUGACGAGCAGAACGAAAUGUUGGAUCAAUUUGGGGAGGAUAUUGAUAAUGUGACGGUGAAAUUGGAUAAAGCACGCUUAAGAGCAAAGAAGAUUCUUUAG
This is a messenger RNA of Diutina rugosa, 981 nucleotides long. RefSeq lists its product as uncharacterized. The coding region runs from base 1 to 981 and encodes 326 amino acids. Gene Ontology annotation, cellular component: SNARE complex; endomembrane system. The transcript has a single exon. Gene Ontology annotation, molecular function: SNARE binding; SNAP receptor activity; phosphatidylinositol binding. Gene Ontology annotation, biological process: vesicle fusion; intracellular protein transport. The record is from RefSeq and is a predicted model, not a curated record. NCBI's taxonomy places the organism in Eukaryota, Fungi, Ascomycota, Pichiomycetes, Serinales, Debaryomycetaceae.